This is a messenger RNA of Emiliania huxleyi CCMP1516, 1892 nucleotides long. RefSeq lists its product as hypothetical. NCBI's taxonomy places the organism in Eukaryota, Haptophyta, Isochrysidales, Noelaerhabdaceae. The coding region runs from base 81 to 1892 and encodes 603 amino acids. The record is from RefSeq and is a predicted model, not a curated record. Gene Ontology annotation, molecular function: transmembrane transporter activity. Gene Ontology annotation, cellular component: membrane. The transcript is spliced from 8 exons. Gene Ontology annotation, biological process: transmembrane transport.
CGCUGACCUCUCGUUGCUGGCCCGUGUCCUUGCAGGGCUGGUCCGGCUUAACAGCUGGCGAGCAACUGAAGACCAGAGUCAUGGGCAAAGGCGAAGGCAAAGGCGGCGUUUCAGACCCGCACAAGGGGCCGGGCUGCUGCGGCGGCUGCGCGACCGACGAUCCCGACUUCCCCGCUGAUCCAGAUGAGGCGGGCUGCACCGACAUCUUUUGCCUCGGCCUCUUCUUGGUCUUUUGGGUGGGCAUCGUGGGGAUCGGCGUGUCCGCCAUCUCCACGGGCGACCUGACGGCGCUCUAUCGCGGCGCGGACUACCUGGGCAACCGGUGUGGCGUCGAUGACAACAACUUUGAAAAGAACGGUGAAAGUUACUCCGUCCCCGGGGAUCCUGAUACGGGUAGCACGCUGGGCGGGUACAUUUGGUACCCGCAGAUCGCAAAGGACCUGUCGCUGCAGCAGUCGCUCAUCGCCAAGGGCCAGUGGGCCUCGGUGACCCUGUACGGCCUCUGUGUCGACGAGUGCCCUAAAGUCGGGUCAGAGCCGAUUGAGGACUAUGGGCACCAGGCGAGGAAGAAUGGAAAGGAGGGGGGCAAGGUGUUGUGUUCCGUUGCCCAUGAGGAUGACGAGAAGUGUACGGACGACGAGAUCUUGUCCAAGGCGGGCGAGGAUGGCACGUGGGGCAUACUCAUCUUCUUCUACCUCUUCGCGGGCGUCGCUGUCUACCUCGCCAUCUUCCUCCUCCUCCUCACCUUCGCCAUCGCCACCGCAAUCUUCGCGUAUAAGGGCUCCCCCUCCCAACCACACCACCGCGCGGAGAGGGGCCGGGCAUGCCCCGAAGCCUGCUCGGAGCUCCUCCCCGUAGGUGGCCUCUCCACGCCCUACAUCGACGACCUCGUCACGCAGGGCGCAGGCUACGUCGGCGACAAGAUGGACGAGCACGGCUUCGACACCGCCUACGUCAACGAGAGCAUGAAGGAGAUCUACAAGUGGAUGGCGAUCGUGACGGGCGUGCUGCUGCUGCUCGCCCUCAUCUUCAUCUGCAUGGCCUCCAAGCAGAUCAAGCGCACCACCGCUCUCGUCUCGGAGGGGACAAAGGUCAUCAAGAACUCGCCCGCGAUGAUGUUUGUCCCGCUCGCCUCGUACAUCGCGCAGCUCGUCGCCGUGUCCAUCUGCGCCCUCAUCAUCUGCUACCUGUGGACCGACCCGGCCUGCCCGCAACAGGGCGUGACACGAGCCUCGUCGUACCAGACCACCCUCGGCUGGGCGGAGGAGCUGAAGGCCAAGGCGAACUCGACCAUCGACAUCGCCGUCGACCCGAACGACCUGCUCAAGUACGAGACCGCCUACGUUGCCUUUGGCGGCCUGUGGACCUACCUCUUCUACGACGCCAUCGUCACCACAAUCAUCUCGGGCUGCGUGGUCUACUACUACUUCAUCGACCAAGACACCGCCGGCAUGAAGGACUCGCGCUACGCCGACAACCAGACCGACCUCAUCACCCUCUCCCAGAUCGGGCAGGUCAUCCGGUGCAACCUCGGCUCGAUGGCCUUCGGAUCGCUCAUCCUCGCCCUCAUCUCGGUGGUUCGCAUCGUGCUCGAGUACAUCGACGACCAAACCAAGGACGUGCAGGACGCCAACAUCCUGCUCAAGUACGCGCUCAAGUGCUGCAAGUGCUUCCUGAUGUGCUUUGAAAAGUCGAUCAAGUUCCUCACCUCGUACGCUUACACCUUCGUCAUCCUCGAGAACCGCGGCUUCUGCUCCGCCUGCUACAUGUCGUACACCCUCCUCGGCGAGUACGCCACGCAGAUCGCAAUCAACAAGAUGGUCUGCUUCGUCCUCUACUGGAUCCAGUCCAUCGUCACGCCGAUCGCCCCAUCCGCACCUGUCCGAGGAUGA